Molecule: messenger RNA, 459 nt
Organism: Guillardia theta CCMP2712
Lineage: Eukaryota; Cryptophyceae; Pyrenomonadales; Geminigeraceae
Exons: 5
Coding region: 1-459 (152 amino acids)
Source: RefSeq, a predicted model, not a curated record
AUGGUUGCCGGCAGCCAAGCACAGAAGGUCUUGGUUUCUCUCGGCAUCUCCUCUUUAGGCUUGAUCGCUGCCCUUGUGGUGGUGUGGAGUUCAACCACCACGAGGGGGGCCCUAGAGGCGACAUCAGAAACCGUGACAGCAACCCCACCAGUCAAUCUGCCUGAUGCACAGGCAUCGCUCAAGAAUAUGCAGAAUGAUGCGGAUAAAGCAGAGAGCAUGCAGAUGAAGAUAAACCAUUUGUGGAAGCAGGUUGUAGCAGAUGCUCGCCAGGGCUUCUACAAGUACGAGAAGGGGAACCCGUACUGGGACGAUUCUGUGACCUUCACCUUGGAAAAAGAGGAUAACGAGGACGAGGGCGCGGAUGGUGAUCAGCCGGCAGCGAAAUUGACCAGCAAAGAGGCUGAACCUGAUGUCGUUGUGAAGUGGGAGAAAGAGCUUGCUGAAAGCAAGCAGCUUUGA